This is a messenger RNA of Heterostelium album PN500, 423 nucleotides long. RefSeq lists its product as uncharacterized. Gene Ontology annotation, biological process: protein import into mitochondrial intermembrane space. The record is from RefSeq and is a predicted model, not a curated record. Bases 1 to 423 code for a protein of 140 amino acids. Gene Ontology annotation, molecular function: protein-disulfide reductase activity. Lineage: Eukaryota; Evosea; Eumycetozoa; Acytosteliales; Acytosteliaceae. Gene Ontology annotation, cellular component: mitochondrial intermembrane space. The transcript is spliced from 4 exons.
AUGGAUGUGUGUGACAAUCAAAGGUUAUAUCAUGAAAUUGCAAUAAAUCAAUUCAGUUCAAUUGAAUCUAUAAGAUUAGUUGGCAUGAAUUACAUUAACAAUUUAAGUAAAGUUAAGUUAGUUAUAAUUAGAGAAAAGAAUAUUUCGGUUUGGGUCGAUGCUGUAGAUACCAAACCAUAUCCAUCAAAGGCCGAUGAGGCAUCGUGUCCACCAUGUAUUAGAAGCAUGGGUAAAGGUCCCUGCGGUGACCUUAUCAUCGAAGCAUUCGUUUGUUUCCAAAAAGAGACCGAAAAUCGUGAUGUUUGUACAGAGAACUUUACAAAGCUUAGAAGUUGUAUGUUAAAUUACCCUAUUAGAUAUUAUGAUGCUUUAUUCCCAAGAGCAGAUAAAAAAGAAACAAAGGAUACAGCAGGUGAAAAUUAG